Molecule: messenger RNA, 1905 nt
Organism: Penicillium cataractarum
Lineage: Eukaryota; Fungi; Ascomycota; Eurotiomycetes; Eurotiales; Aspergillaceae
Product: aspartic endopeptidase
Exons: 1
Coding region: 1-1905 (634 amino acids)
Biological process (GO): membrane protein proteolysis
Cellular component (GO): lumenal side of endoplasmic reticulum membrane; cytoplasmic side of endoplasmic reticulum membrane; membrane
Molecular function (GO): aspartic endopeptidase activity, intramembrane cleaving
Source: RefSeq, a predicted model, not a curated record
AUGUCCGAAGAGAUCAGCCCCGUUGCGGAGCUGCUUGGACUCGCAAUCUACCAUUUCGAACGCCUCAAACCUCUUCUACCGACCUACGGACACUUGCUCGUUGCAUCCCUGUUCCCUAUCUGGAUUGGCGCACACGCCUCCCUUUCUCGACCAUCCUCCGCCGCCAAACCUCCCAAGAAAACCGACGAGAAGGAUGGAAAUGAUACCGACAAUGACGAGUCAGACGAUGAGGCGGGUCCAGUCCAGAAGAUGGAGGGACUUGAGCCAUCCGAUGCUCUCAUGUUCCCAUUAACUGCUGGUCUUACCCUAGGAGGUCUCUACCUGGUCAUCAAAUGGCUGGAAGAUCCCGCGGUUCUCAACAAGAUUCUCAGCUUCUACUUCUCUUGGAUGGGUGUGUUCUUCGCCAUCGCGUUUCUCAAGGACUUCUUGUUGAUUGUGCGGUCGUUCGUUUUCCCGAGACGCUAUCUCUCUGGUGGGAAGAUAUGGCAUGCGAAACAGUCAGAGCGUGUCUUUGUCGCUCAAUCGGUGAACAAAUCAGAAGUCACAACACAUACCCGACACUCACCUCUUCCCGGAAUAUUCGGCGCAAUCCCGCUCCCAAAAGCGGUGCUUGCAUUGCUGUGGGCUUCUCGCACCGUUUUAUAUCAACGUUUACGGCUACGGGCCCAUAUUCGCGGUCUUUUUGACGUCAAGCCCCUCGUUGGCCUUCUCGAUCUCCUCAGUGGGCUCUUCGCUCUUGCUGCCGUCGGGUACUUUGCCUUUGUGACAAAGCCUUGGUGGCUGACCAACUUUUUGGGAUUCAGCUUCAGCUAUGGAGCGCUGCAGUUCAUGUCACCCUCCACCUUCUGGACGGGUUCAUUGAUUUUAGGGUCGUUGUUCUUUUAUGACAUUUACUUUGUCUUCUUCACCCCGUUGAUGGUCACCGUUGCCACCAAGCUGGAUGUUCCGAUCAAACUUCUUUUCCCUCGACCACCAAGUCCUGGCGAAGAACCAGACGUUCAGUCACUGGCCAUGCUAGGCCUGGGAGAUAUUGUUAUUCCCGGCAUGAUGAUCGGACUAGCACUACGGUUUGACCUAUUCCUUUACUAUCGCCGGAAGGGAAUUCAACAAGCACAGCUGCAAGGCUUGAGCGAGCAAAAUGUCAAGCCUCAGUAUCAACGGGCGACUGGAGCAUGGGGAGAGCGGUUCUGGGCUCCGGCGGUGAAACCACAAGUGCCAGAGUUCAAACCACCAUACUCGGACGCGCGGUCUUUCCCCAAGGUGUACUUCAAAGCAAGCAUUGUUGGAUACGUCGUUGGAAUGAUCACUACCCUGCUCGCCAUGCAAUACUCCAACCAUGCUCAGCCCGCACUCCUCUAUUUGGUCCCUGGUGUCCUGAUAUCGUUGUGGGGUACAGCAUUCUUCCGUGGCGAGACUAGCAUCAUGUGGGAUUUCUCUGAUGCCGAGGAAGAGGAUGAAGAGGGUGACGGCGAAAGCGAGGGGAAACGCCCCGAGAAUGAGAAGGGCGACGAUGCAGCCCCUAAGGAGCAGAAGACCUUCUUCGCUCGUCUCUUCUCCGGCGAUCUCAAGGUGUUCACUUCAAGCCCCAAUGAAUCUGCCCCGAAGAAAGCUCAGAGUGAGGAUGACAAGGAGGAUAAACGUGAAGGAGCUGCCGAGGGCAAGGAAUCGAGUGAAUCUGAUUCUAAGAAAAAGCCGGGCAAAGACCCCAAGGGCGAAGGGAGCCUGGACUUGAUCUCCUUUUCGAUCUCCUUCCCUGAAAAGACUCGGAACAAAAAUAGCUCCGAUUCUGUAGGGCGCUCUGCUGCGGAAGACUCCAUGGUCUCUAUUCCCGAUGUUGGCGAUUGGAAUGAUGAACCUCCACUGAAGAAGAGACGUGGAACCCCCAGAAAGCCGGGGAUGCAUUGA